AUGGAUAAGGAAAGCAAAGUGAUCAUAUUACCCGAGUCUAAUAUUCCUUUCAAGAUUAUAAAACUCCCAAUAUCUACAAACCUUGACACAUUUAAAUCUUAUUUAUUACAAGAAUCUACACUUUAUGAACUUAAUAUAAUUGAUGGAUCAACUGAUGAAAAUAUUGCUAAAUUGAAAUCAGGAGCAGCAGUGAAAUCAUUUAUUUUUGAACCAGGUUAUGUAUUACAAUCACCUAAUGUUGUUAUUUCAAAUAAAUUCAAUUUUACAUAUUUACUCAUUUCCUUAAUUAAACAACAACAAAAGAAAUUUGAUGAUAGAUUUAUUGCAUUAGAAGAUUUUAAAGAUAUAUUAAAUGUUGAUUGGAUUUAUCAUCUUCCUAAUGAAUUAAUAACUAAUUCAUUAAAUAUAAUUUGUGAAACAGUAUGUCAAAAUAGUGAAGAAUUUUACAAGUUUAAUAAUGAUAAAUGUUUAAAUUGGAUUCAUGAUAAAAUAUUACAAUUGAAAUCAUUUAUUAUUGAAAAUAAUACAAGUAUUUUACAUAAAAUUAAAACUGAAUUAUCUCCAAAUAUGGAAGAAAUCCCCAAUGAUAAAUUACAUGAAUUAACUUUGGUUUAUGCGUUAGAUUAUAUAACUUCAUCAUAUUGUAAUGUUAAAUUAGAAUUGAUUGAAAAAUUUGAUUAUAAAUUAGAUGAUUUAAAUAAUUAUCUUCAAAAAUUGAAAGAACUGGAAAAGAAUAUUGAAGUAAUGGAAGCAAAUAUAAAUUCACUUAAAACUUCAAAUAAAACUCAACAAGCUAAAAAGAAAUCAACUACGAAAAAAGUAGUGAAACGUGGUGCUAUAGAUAGUUUCUUUAAAAAAGCUACUAAAUAG
Molecule: messenger RNA, 870 nt
Organism: Candida tropicalis MYA-3404
Lineage: Eukaryota; Fungi; Ascomycota; Pichiomycetes; Serinales; Debaryomycetaceae
Exons: 1
Coding region: 1-870 (289 amino acids)
Biological process (GO): RNA catabolic process; ribonucleotide metabolic process
Cellular component (GO): nucleoplasm; ribonuclease H2 complex
Source: RefSeq, a predicted model, not a curated record